Molecule: messenger RNA, 762 nt
Organism: Telopea speciosissima
Lineage: Eukaryota; Viridiplantae; Streptophyta; Magnoliopsida; Proteales; Proteaceae
Exons: 1
Coding region: 1-762 (253 amino acids)
Source: RefSeq, a predicted model, not a curated record
AUGUCUGACUUUCUUCUUCGACUUGGCUUUCAUGGCUCCAAGACUGACACUUCACUAUUUAUUCGACAUACGGGCCGUCAUGUCUGCUAUAUUCUUAUCUACGUUAAUGACAUUAUAAUAACAGGCAGUGACACUGACAUGGUUACAUCUCUCCGCCAACAACUAUCUAGGGAAUUCUCCAUCAAAGAUCUUGGCAAGCUCCAUUUUUUCUUGGGUAUUGAAGUUGUUCCUCAUUCCCGUGGGCUAGUCUUGACCCAAUCUCGAUAUAUUUCUGAUCUCUUAAAGCGCACUGGUAUGGUUGAUUGCAAGUCGGUCAAGACACCUAUGGCCACAUCAGUUAAGCUUUCGGAUUCAGGGGGUGCUCUCAUGUCUGACCCCACUACAUAUUGGUCUGUUGUUGGUGCUCUUCAAUAUGUCACCCUCACUCAAUUGGAUGUUAGCUUUUUAGUCAAUUGGGUUUGUCAAUUUAUGCAUGCUCCCAUGGAGGACCACUGGCAACUUGUCAAACGUAUUCUUCAUUAUCUCAGUAGUACUUGGUCACAUAGAAUUCUUAUUAAGCGCUCUCCUGUUCACUCUCUUCAGGCCUUCUCUGAUGCUGACUGGGCUGGUGACACUGCUGAUCGUAAGUCCAUAGGGGGAUUUGCAACCUAUCUUGGUCCCAAUUUAAUUUCUUGGACCUCUAGGAAACAAAGAACUAUGGCACGCUCCUCAACCGAGGCAGAGUACAAAGCCCUGGCAGAUGCAUCGGCUGAGCUAGUCUAG